CCAAUGAGAGGGAAUCGGGUCCUUUUUUGUGUGUGUGUGUGAGUGAAUGUGUCGGCUGAUUGGGAAGUGUUGAUAUGGCGCUGCCGUGGGAGAGGAAGGGAUACGGAGGAGCUGCGGUAACAGGAGCCCAGGCACCACCACCACCAUCACCGGCGGUAGCAGCAGCAGCAGCUGCCCCGACGCUUGAGCGCUAGCUGCCGGCCAGGGGCAGCGCAGGGAGCCGCUCACUCAACUCAUUCACUCACUCAACGAAUCCACCGCCGCUGCAGCAUCGCUCGGUCUCUCUCAGCCAAAAGCAAGGCUCACAAUCUACAGUACUGCAUGUGAAGAGGAUCAGCCACAAUCAAAUCCUAGCCUUUAGGUGUCAUUGGGGCUGGUUGGAACGUAUAAAGUUUCCCUAGUUAGCCUGUAAUAUAGAUUCUAUAUAUUUAUACAUAUAUCUAUCUCAAGUUGUGCUAGUGUUUUAAAUUAAGGCUCCCCUGCUGCAGGUUAGCUGAGGGUUUUUUUUUAUUUGUUCUCGCUUUUUGCCCUGGUUGUUUUCUGGUUACAACUGUCCAACCAACAUGCCUAGCAAAACCAAAUACAACUUAGUGGACGAUGGACAUGACUUGCGUAUUCCUUUGCACAAUGAAGAAGCCUUUCAGCAUGGCAUCAGUUUCGAGGCGAAGUAUAUCGGGACAUUGGACGUACCCAGGCCGAACAGCAGGGUGGAGAUCGUUGCUGCUAUGAGAAGGAUAAGGUAUGAAUUCAAAGCCAAGAACAUCAAGAAAAAGAAAGUGAAUAUAAUGGUGUCAGUGGAUGGUGUCAAAGUUCUUCUCAGGAAGAAGAAGAAGAUGACCAAGAGUCUAGAAGCUAAGGAUGAGGACAGGAGAGUGACCCCGACUUCAUUCUGGAUGACUCUCCUUAAGAAAGAAUGGACCUGGGAUGAGAGCAAGAUGUUGAUUAUGCAGGAUCCUAUCUACAGGAUAUUCUAUGUGUCCCAUGACUCUCAAGACCUCAAGAUCUUCAGUUACAUUGCCAGAGAUGGGUCCAGCAACGUUUUCCGAUGCAAUGUCUUCAAAUCUAAAAAGAAGAGCCAAGCAAUGAGGAUAGUGCGAACUAUAGGCCAAGCCUUUGAGGUGUGCCAUAAGUUGAGUCUCCUGCACACUGAGCAACCUGCAGAUGGAGAGGAUGACCAAGGGAGUGAAGAGAGUGCUGACAACAGCAGUGCCCCAGCCCAACAGCUCACUGAGACAGAGAAAGAGGCUUCAGAGGAGACUGAUAUAGACGCCAUUGAACCGCCCAUCCACGAGAGUUCUGAGGUAGAUUUCAGCCGAGGUGUGACUGACCUGGAUGCGGUACGCAAGGAACAGGACCUUCACCAGGUCAAAAAGCUUCAUGACGACAGUCCUAGCAUUCUCCUGGCUACUCCCAAAAUGUUGCUGCCUUCCACAAGCCAGCUGCCGUCAGGCACCCCACUCUCAGUUCACCACCAGAUCCAGCUCCUUCAACAGCACCUACAACAGCAACAGCAGCAGACCCAGGUGGCUGUGGCCCAGGUUCAUUUACUGAAGGAUCAGUUGGCGGCCGAGGCAGCAGCUAGGAUUGAGGCCCAGGCUCGAGUCCAUCAGCUGCUGCUCCAGAAUAAGGACCUACUGAAACACAUCUCACUGCUCGUGAAGCAAGUGCAAGAACUGGAGCUCAAACUUGCUGGCCACAGUUCAACAGGCUCACAGGACAGCUUAUUGGAAAUCACCUACCGAUCGAAUGUGCCACCGGUACUGUGCGAUCCCACCACACCCAAACCCGAGGACAUUUGCCUGCCGCAGCUAUGCGACGGAUCAGACCUCCCCCUUUCACUGGGAAGUCCGCUAGGUAUGGAUGACUGUCUGGUAAAACUGGAGUGCUUCCACUUCCUGCACGAUGAAAAGAGGUCCCAUGAAGAAUUCAUGGGCAGUCUGGAGCUGAUCAAGUUCCGGGAAUCAGGAAUAGCGUCUGAAUACGAGUCUAAUACCGAUGAGAGUGAGGAGAGGGACUGCUGGGUAAAUGAGGAGUCAAUUCGGUUAAUGAAUGUGCUGAAGAGGCAGGAUGUGGGGGACUGUCUGGAUGAUGAAAUUGCAGUGUAGUAGCCACUGCUUCUCUCAUUGAAAUGUGACGCGUUGAUCUCAUCCAAUGGUCAACCAGUCAUGUCGGAAUAAUAGCAACUGAUUUUCAGUCCUGAUACAAUUGAUUUAAAGUGACAGUAGUGCAUUCUGUUUAAACUCAGCCUGUACUUUGCUUCCUUAAAUAUCUAGUUCCAAAGUUUUAUAAAAAGGAAUUGAUGUAUCAUCAUAUUCUUUAAACGUUGUGGAAUGGUAGAAGCUUACAAAUGCCUAAAGAAGGCAAACCAAGUUACAGUUAUAAGCAAUUAGUGAAUCGGAUCAGUGUAAGUAAUAUCUCUUUGAACUGAAAUAUUUGCACCAUCGAUAAAGUGAUUACUUGUGUAUUGACAUCACAAAUGCUGACUAAGUCAACAUUCUAUCCUUUCAGCUGGUCAUAGCGUUGUUUUACUUGCCAAUAGUAUAUUUUGUUGGUUAGCAACAGAUAGGAGUGCACCGUCUGUACCUAAUUUACUUGUCAUUUUCACUUCAGAAAUAAUAUUGAGAAUCACUUGGACACUAAUGGCAAAUAUUUGAAAGGAUAUGUAGUUGUUGAAUUGGACAGCUUCAUGAAAACUAUUCAUUAAUAACGCUGUGUCCAAAAUAAUCCAGGUGGAAACUGUAUAACAUGCAAAGAUUUUACAUUCCAUAUGUCUAGUGUUAAAUUGGAAGUAUUUUUGAAAAUCACUGAACAAACACAGCAAGCUCCGAUAUCCUUUCAAAGUGUUUAGACUCCAGGUUCACUAAUUAGCUACUGGUGGAUUCAUUACUAAUUUGGGGCUCUGCCUUGAGAAAAAAAUGUUUGACAAAUCUUUUCAUUUUCAUUUUGGCUGCUGUGUGAACAUCAAUCAUUUAAACAUGAUCAUGAGAUGUCUUCAAAUCAAGAGAUGGCGUAUGUGAUUUUGAGUCUUCCCUCUUUCACAGGGAAAGUUUACCCACACUAAUGGUGCAUAGGGGAGCACAUCUACCUAUAAUAAAGCUGGUUGCUAGUUUAAAGGGAGGACUGACUUAUCAUCAUUUUGGCAGAUAAAGACUCAGAGGAAUUGCACAUUCCCUGUCAUAAAGGGAAUGUUGCUGGAAAUCUGCAAUAAACACAGAGAAUGCUGGAGUAGUUCUGGUGGCAGAUAGAGACACAGUUAACAUUUCAAAUCUGGUAUGACUCUUCUUUGGAACUGUUCUGAAUUAGAGUCAUACUGGACUCUUACUCAAAACAUUCCCUGUGUUUGUUGCAUACCUUGUCUGUUAUGUUAGCAUCAUGUGCAAUUAAGUUUCUCUGACACGAGGAAGCGAGUGUGUUGUGAUUUGAUAAAACUUAUCCCAAACAACUGAAGGUUUGAGGAGGGAAGGGGUUGAAUGUUUUCCUUUUAGUCUGAAACAGUGUCAACGGUUAGGUUAUAAUAGACUGGAGGGAAAUUCUUUGCAUUCAGCUGCCAGUGGUUAGACUAUUGACCUUCCCAUUGAUCACACUGCAGUCUCCUGGAUGGGUAGUGCGGGAUUACUUGGCUUGAUGCUUUACUUGUAUUGGGAGUUAGAAAUGUUGGUUCAAACUGGAUCCAAAUUUUGACUUGUCAUUCAACUGACACAAUGAGGACACCCUCCAUCAAUCUCCCCUCAACCUGAGGAAAGAAAGAAAAAGCUUGCAACUUGUUUCUGGCCUUGUGGCAAACAAUUUUGCAUGUGUAAAAUAAAACAGAUGAAAGGUAAAGGGUGAAGUAGGUUAAAAUAAGGACUCUCGAUAAUUGAAAUAAAUCUUAGAAGGAAGAGCAUGGCGGGGGGGAAGCAGGCAGGGCCAAAAUCUUGGUUUUAUGCAACAGGUGAUUUAAAAUCAUUCCAGUAUGGUGUCUAUAUGUUUUAUGACUGCAAUAUCUCAGCUACUUGAGGAAGAUCAAGGGAUUUUCAUGGUUAGUAAAUUUUAACUAAAUUCCUUUCUGAAUAAAGGGAGAUGCAGAGAGCUCAAAAUUUGUCGAAGGUGUCAUGACUCCAGGGUUAAUCUUUCUUUCCAAGUAUCACUGUACCAGAAAUGGUUCAUAAUUCAAGCAUUUGAGUCUUUUUUUUUAAUGUGAAUUAAGUUAUGUGGCAUCUAGAGCAGCAAAAUAAAUCUUGCAUGAAACUGGAAGUGAAUAAAUUCUGGCUGGAAUGGAUACUAGCAGGGGAUUUCUGGGUGACUGUUUAAUAUCAGGAGUUAAUUUCUGCUUACAAAUCAUUUCAACUCCACCUUUGUGGUUUCUAGCGUUAUAUAAAUCUCCUUGAUUUUAUACUACCAUCUUGCAAUCACCUUAUCUAUAAUUCUAGACUUGAUUGCAUUUUUAUAACCAUUUUAUUUAUAGUCUGUUCCAGUACAGUGAUACAUUUUGAAAAUGAGAAGACAAAGAUGAUGAGGAGCAGGUUUGACGAGCUGCCCUUUUCAAAACUGCUGUAACUGGAUGUGGUGGUUUCAUGCUCCCUAACUAUCCCAGAGCAAUGUAAAGACUGAGCCUUGUCUUCUGUUGUGCCUAGUGCAGUAUUUCUUUCCUGCCUGUUGAUCCACAGACUCAUUCAAUUCUCAGAUCUAAUUUGGAUAGCCAGAGGAAUGAGUAUGUUAUGACAACUACCUGUAGAAGUGAGAAUAAAUGGGUGGUGGACAAAUGAAAACACAGGUCCAUCUAGUUCAUCUAUCAUCCUGGUAGCGACCUUGUAUCAUGACAUUGGUGUUAUUGAUUAUUCAUAGGAAGCAAGCAUUCUAGUGAGUCAAGAUAUGAGGCAAGGAAUAACCCUGUUGUGGCAGAAUUUCAGAGACACUGGACUUCCUCCAAAGCACACAACACUUUACCAUUUCAUCCCUUAAAUUGCUCUAAUGUUCUUUUGAAGUAAUCAUUCUAUCCAACUGGUAGGGAAAAUGAGAGUUUAGUUGAAACUAAAAGGCUGGGAAGAAAUCUUUUAUUUUGCAAGUCUGUUGUUACAUUGAACUCAUGUCUGAUUCCUCUAGGGAUUGUGUUCUCUCAUAGAGCAUAGAGAAUGGGGUCCUUUGAACAUGCACAUCAUUCUGUGUGAUCAUGGCUCACCAUUCAACUCUGUACCCUGUUACUGCCCGCACCCCAUACCCUUUGAUCACUUUAAUCCAAAGAACUGUAUCUGACCCAUUUUUUGAAAACGGUUUCUUGCUGCUUUGUAUGUGGACCCGUGAGAAAGUCUCUGUAAAAACUUUCUUCUUUGGCUGCGAUUCAUGUGAAUGGGCUGCCGAAGGAAAAAAAAAACCUUCAGAGAUUUGUUUUAAGGAAUAAGUGGUCAACGUCCAUGUCAACAUGAUCAUCCACAGUGAGGAUGUGGAUGAAUGUCCUUUGAUCCUGAGUAGUCAGACUUUCAAAUCCACAGACAGUAGUGUUGGCUAAUCUGCCAGUGAACUGUGGGUGGAGGGAUUGUGGUGAGAAGUGGAGUGAGAGCAGGGGUCAGAGGACACUCAUGAGGGUGACCCUCAGAAUAUGCAAGGGGGAGAAUGUCAGUGAGAGAAGACAAAUGGAGUUGUUGGGGGUUACUGCUGUCGACAAGACAGAGAUAUACGAGACGCACAAUCUCAUGGAAGCCACAGAAUAUAGGUUGAUUCAGGCUCAAUAUGCCAGCAGUUGAGAAGGAACAAGGAAGUGUACUGAGAGGAAGUGGUAGGAAUCCAAGGAGAGGCAAGUUUCCAGAGUGGGAGGAGAUGAAGGGACCUUAGUUGGGAGCACAGAAUGCAGGCCUCAGUCUGGCAAGAAUAAACAAUGGAGAAAGAAGUAGUCAAGACAGACGUGUAUGGCAAAAACAAAAUUGGGUGCAUCUAAAAUUGUUAAAUAAAGAAGCCACAAACUCACUGUGCAAGAUCAACAACCUCAGACCAUAUAAUUUGCAGUCUGAAAUUGUCUAACUGCAAAAUUUACAAUCUCAAUCUGCAGGAUCCACGCUCACAUUCUACAGAACCCAGUCUGAAACAGUUGAAUUGACAAUUUAACUUCAAAAUCCACAACCCUGAUCUGCAAGGUCUGAAAUCUUGAUCUGCAGAAUCCAGAACACAAAAUGUGGAAUCCACAUUCUCAAGCUGUGGGUAUUAUGGCCUUAAAGUUUAGAAUCUCCAACCUCAAAAUUACAGAUCAUAUGACCUCCUACUGUUGAGUUCAUGAUCUUUAAACCCCAGGGUCCACAGUCAUUGCUGUGCAAAAUUCAGAAAUUCAAACUAAGCAGUCGUAACUGAGCCUGCGGAAUCUUUCAACUCACUGUAGAAUCCACAAUCUCACCAAACAGAGUCAUUCUCCAGAUUCCAAAGUUCUCCUCUUCGGUCUCAAUGUGGAGAGUCCACACUUGCAACCGACGGAAUCAACAGCGUUGCUCUCCUCAGUCCUCAAUAUCCGAAUCACAGUCUCACUUGGCAGAUUCCACAAACUCAAACUGAAAAAUUCACAAACUCAAAUUGCGGUUUCCAUGAUUUCAGGAUCCACCAGCAUAAGCUGUGGAAGUUUCCAGCUUCGCUCUGCCGAAUCCACUAUCUCCAGUUUCAGGAUGCAGGAUCACAAAACGAACACGGGUCAAGCUGUAGAUUUCACAUUCAUAGCAGAAUUCCUCCCUGCCCAGAAACCUCCCCAAUGGGGAAUUACUUUUAUUUGUCACUGCAAACCUCAUAGAAGCGUCCCCACCUCAACAGCGACACAACGGUGGGUAUUUUAGACCUUGGUAUGGGAGGGAAGAUUUACAUCAGGGCAUGAAUUCUGAAUCUUGACUCUUUCGUGAGAAUGAGAGCAAUAGUAGUAAAUUAUUGUAAAUAUUGAGAAGUAGAAAUAUGUGCAUUUAUAUAGCACCUUUCACAGUCCUCCGAUGCCUUGAAGCCAUUAAAGUAUACUUUGAAUUGUAGUCAUUGUUGUAAUGUUGGAAAUACAGCAGAUAAUUUUCCCUACAUCUAUCUCCCAUAAACAGUAAAUGACUAGAAAAUCUAUUUUUGUGCUGCUAAUUAAUUCUGGGAAGAUAUCUCCUUUGUAUUUCUGACAAAGAGGGAUCAUCUUAUAUCCAUCUGAGAGGGCAGAUGGUCUCAGUUUAUCAUCUGAUCUAAAAGGACUGCACCUCUAACAAUACUGUACUCCCUUAAUAUUGCACUGGAGAGUAGGCCUUGAUUUGUGGUGCUUGAAUCCUGGAGUGGGGCUUGAACCCAGAACCUCAGAGGCAGGAGUGCUGCCAAUUGAACACGCAUUUGUACUUGUCUUGUGCAUCUUUAUGCACAUACUGUAGGCAGCGCACGCACAGUAAAUACAAGUUCACACACCCCUUCCUGUCAUUUUACACAUUGAAGUGUUCGUGGAUUAAUUGAUUUUAGACCACUUAAAUACUAAAACACAGAGCACAUUCAAUCGGACCUCAAAACUGUGGAUCACUUCGUGUCCACCCAUUGCACCACACCUUGCAUUCACCAAAUUACCCACUCUUCAGAAUCACUCACUCUAAUGUGAAUCCUUUCAAUCCAGAGAUUAACAAGCGUGAUUAGGCUGUAAGUCUGUCAGCCGGUCUUUGAAUAAUUGAAGCACGUGAAUUAACUUCAUAUUAUAAGCAUCAAAUGACUGUAUGCUGGCACUCUGUCCGUAAUGGCAUUGCUAUGUGCUUUCAUAGAUUGAAUAAUUUUUAUUUUUGUCAACUGAUAUACCUAAAGCAGUAGAAUGUGAACUAGUACAUUUUAAGUCCAUCAUUGUUUUAUCUCAAUAUUCGUAAAAAAGAUGUUUGUUAGAAGCAAAGUUAACUUUGUGAUUUAUUUUUAACUGUACAUACAUGUCACAGUUUCUCUGUGGGAACUGAGCACUCUUUAAACCACCUUACUGGUGGAAAUUAUAAUAGGUUAUGAAUAAUGCUGAGUGUAAAAUGAAGCUUUAUUAGCCUCACUGGGCCCUAAUAGUGCAGAGGAGAUUAAAUGAAGGUCACCAGUGAAAUGUCAGCAUCAUUAGCUCAGUCCAGCUGUGUGGCAGUCAGUCUUGUACAAAUUGGAUUUUCAGAUAUGUUUCUUCAGUAACUGCAAAGAGCCAUCAAUAUAUUUUUGAGGCUUGAUACAGAUUUAUUUGCAGUGGUUCACUUAGAUUUUUGUUUUGUGAUCAGCCCUCGUCUUUUUUAAAAGGCUGCUGUUUGUGGUAGGAGCUGUGUACACUUUGAUUCACACCGGCACUUGAUGUAGCUUUGUGCAAGAAGGUCUGUGGCGACAAAUAAUUAGCAAAACGCACUUAUUUUAAAAAGAUGGCUCUCUUAACUAUGCUUUAGUUUUAAACAGAGACAACAGCAUCAAAAUACUUAUUUUGCAGAAGCUUUAAGGCAAGGCUCCAAAGUGAAAGGGUAGAUUUUACAAAUGGCAUGAUAAAUGCUAACCAUUAAUGUGAAAACAUUAUCGACAGUAUGCAUUGACAUAUCUCAGGUGACACUGUCGUCACAAUGACCUGCAGCUCCUUUAACUCCAUUAUUCUUCGAACAAUGAAGACUUGCCAAGCAGUUUCUUCCAAAAUACUGACCUUUAAAACAAUGUAGGGAUGAAGUAAUAGCUGUGUUUUGUGUGUGUGUGAAAAAUGAUUUGAACUCUGAACAUACCUGCAGCAACCAUUCCCCCAACCCCAGCACCAUCCCACUUCCUACCAGUAAAAGCAGAUGUGUUUUACACUAUAGUGUUUUAUUUCUGGCUGUAGGCUUAAGUUUGUCACUGAGGGGCAAACUGCGGGGACUUAGCUCAAAAUGUACAGAAUCUUACAAUUCACCCAUCGUGCUUGUGCCAAAAUGAUCAACUUGGUUGUACUCCCUUAUUUUCCGAUAACCCUACACAUUUUGUUUUAAUUUUCUGUAAGAUUACCCACUUGCAUUUUGAAGAUUGCUGUCAAACCUGCUUCUUCAAGCACUGUAUUUUAAAUCAUAACCAUUCACUGUGUUAAUAAAAUUCUCCUCAUCUCCACCCACCCCCACAGCUUUACUGCCAGCUAUCUUAGAUGUCUUCUGUUUAUUAACCUUCCUGCCAGAAUAAACACUUCCUCCUUGUUCCUAGUAUCCAAACCACACCUAAUUUUGAAGAGCUUCUACUCAAUCCUCCUUUGCCUUCUCUAAUUGCAUUUUCUCAAAAUAAAAAUCCUGAAACCUUCCCCAUUUUGUUUAAGAAGGUCUGAAAUAAGGAAAAAAUUAAAUCAUUGGCUUUCUUGCUGAAAUGGAGCCCCUCUAAUGGUCAUCCCUGCUCUCAAAGCCCCAGAAAACUCAAAGAUUGGGACUAUCACUGUGAAUCUUGGGUUGGUUCCAAUGAAUGCAAUUGGAUUCUAAUUGAAGACCAGUCUAAGGACUACUCCAGAGACCAGAGAGGAGGAAGUACAUUUGUUUCAUCAAAACAAAAUACAAACCAAACUCUUCUGUACAUUUGAAGCGUACUUUGAAAUUAAAAAAAAUCAACUCAAGCUUUAACCUUGAGUAAUGUUUCACCAUUUACUUCUGAGGUGAAAACUAUGGUGAAUGAAGUGGUUCAUUCUAAAACCAUUGCAUUUUGAAAAGGAGCCAGUUUCAAGUUGUGCCACAUUACAGUUCUUAAUGGGCAUUAAUUCAAACAGAUGAGCGAAGUCCGAAGAAGGUCUUAAGCUCGGAAAGCUGAAGUCACGUUUUUAAUGGAAUAUGUUGCGUUGGUGAGAUUAAUAGUUCAGAGCUGAUGGAUAACAUUCCAUUGCUGACCAUUAGAGAAAUACUGAAAUCCUUAGAAAGAUAGAGAAUAAAUUAGCUAAAUCUUGAUUCAGUGUACACUAAUAAGUUAUGGUCAAGAGUGUGGUGCUGGAAAA
Messenger RNA from Chiloscyllium plagiosum (whitespotted bambooshark), 9889 nucleotides. The record is from RefSeq and is a predicted model, not a curated record. Lineage: Eukaryota; Metazoa; Chordata; Chondrichthyes; Orectolobiformes; Hemiscylliidae.